Quercus lobata is the source of this 1390-nucleotide messenger RNA. Its product is annotated as probable pyridoxal 5'-phosphate synthase subunit PDX1. Gene Ontology annotation, molecular function: amine-lyase activity. NCBI's taxonomy places the organism in Eukaryota, Viridiplantae, Streptophyta, Magnoliopsida, Fagales, Fagaceae. Gene Ontology annotation, biological process: pyridoxal 5'-phosphate biosynthetic process; amino acid metabolic process; pyridoxine biosynthetic process. The transcript has a single exon. Bases 133 to 1068 code for a protein of 311 amino acids. The record is from RefSeq and is a predicted model, not a curated record.
UCAAAAUUCGACAACCCCAAAACCCCUAAAUAAAACAAAAACAAAUCCCUAACCUCUCAUAUUAUAUAACCAUAUACCAUCCAUUCUCUCCGCACCGCCUACUCUCAAAUCUCAUUCUCUCUCUCUCUCUUAAUGGCUGACACCGGAGUUGUCACCGUGUAUGGCAAUGGCGCUUUAUACGAGACCAGCACAAAGAAAUCCCCAUUCUCAGUGAAGGUGGGUCUGGCCCAGAUGCUCCGCGGCGGCGUCAUUAUGGACGUGGUGAACGCCGAGCAAGCCCGGAUCGCUGAGGAGGCUGGCGCGUGCGCCGUAAUGGCGCUUGAGCGCGUGCCGGCUGACAUCAGAGCCCAAGGUGGUGUGGCUCGCAUGAGCGACCCUCAGCUCAUCAAGGAGAUCAAACAAGCUGUGACUAUUCCAGUCAUGGCUAAAGCUCGCAUCGGCCACUUUGUGGAGGCCCAAAUCCUUGAAGCCAUUGGAAUCGACUACGUCGACGAGUCCGAGGUUCUAACCGUGGCGGACGAGGACAACCACAUCAACAAGCAUAACUUUCGUAUCCCUUUUGUUUGUGGCUGCCGAAACCUCGGCGAAGCCUUACGUAGGAUUCGCGAAGGCGCGGCGAUGAUUCGGACCAAAGGCGAAGCCGGAACCGGGAAUAUCAUCGAGGCCGUGAGGCACGUGCGCUCCGUUAUGGGAGAUAUCAGGGUGUUGAGGAACAUGGAUGAUGAUGAGGUGUUCUCCUUCUCAAAAAAGAUCGCUGCUCCUUAUGAUUUGGUGAUGCAGACCAAGCAGCUCGGGAGGCUUCCGGUGGUUCAUUUCGCCGCCGGUGGGGUGGCGACGCCGGCUGACGCGGCGCUCAUGAUGCAGCUCGGUUGUGAUGGGGUGUUUGUUGGCUCUGGGGUUUUCAAGAGCGGUGACCCGGCUCGGAGGGCUCGGGCGAUUGUGCAGGCUGUGACCCAUUACAGUGACCCGGAUGUGCUUGCUGAUGUGAGCUGUGGGUUGGGUGAGGCCAUGGUGGGGAUUAAUCUUAAUGAUGAUAAGGUUGAGAGGUACGCCAACAGGUCCGAGUGAAAAUUGACAAAAUGAAAUAAUGGCUUCUCUGGUUCUGGUGGGCAUAUUGUAAUUUUCAUUUAAGAAAAAAAAAAAAAAAAUCAAACAGAAAAAAAAAAAAGGAAGAAUUAUGCUGGAUUUUUAUUAGUUUUGCUGUGUUUUUGGAUUGGAAGACGGUUAGGGGCUUUUAUGGAUUAGAAAUUGUGGGUCUUCCUUUUCGUUCUUUGUUAUUAGAUAGCAGUUUUACUUUUAUUAUGUGAUUCUGGAAAUUUGUUGUAUUUGGAUUCUGGAAUAUGAAGUUGUCCUUGGUAGCUGAUUUGGAAGAAUAUAUUUAUUUCGUCUU